AUUUAUCCUUUAAUAUUAAUUUAUGAUGGAAAUAGAGGAUUGGGAAAAAAGAUCAGAGAAUACUCCACUUAAAGUUCAUAUGAUUGCUGGUUGUUUGGCUGGGUUGAUUGAACAUAUUUCGAUGUUGCCUUUGGAUAAUGUGAAAACUCAUCUUUAAGUACUUCCAGAUUCGAAGUUCUCAAAAACAUUUGUAUCAUUGAAAAAAUAAGGAGUGAAAACAUUUUUCAAUGGAUUUGGGGCAGUGACAGCAGGCUGUAUGCCAGCUCAUGCAUUUUACUUCAGCAGUUAUGAGAUCUUGAAAACACUUCUGGAAGUAAACGAUGAAAAUAUCCAUGCCUAUGCUUUUGCUUUUAUUGGGGCAGUAUCAACUUUAUGGCAUGAUCUAAUUAUGGUACCUUUUGAUGUUAUAAAAUAAAGAUAGCAAAUCUAGGAGUAAUGCUUCAAAAGAACAGUGAAAACAGUUCUAAAAUAGGAAGGAAUGAUUGCAUUUUAUCGAAGUUUUCCCAUUACUUACUUAAUGUCUGCACCUUACUAGGCUAUAUUUUUUGCUGCAAAUGAAACUAUUAAAACUUUAAUGUUUAAGAAAUCAGAACAUAAUUUUUUCAGUCAUUUUUCAUGUGCAGCUAUGGCAGGAUGUGCUGCUGUUUGUGUAAUGAAUCCAUUGGAUGUUGUCAAAACAAAAUUACAGACUUAGAGCUGGCAUUUAAACUCUUCCCAAGUCAAAUACAGCACUUUCUUAGGAUCUAUAAAAACUAUUUAUAAGGAGGAGGGCUAUCUCGGAUUUUAUAAAGGAUUAUUACCAAGAUUAUGCAUGUAAACUAUGUCUGGAGCUACAGCAUGGGCAAGUUAUGAAUUCAUUAAAAGAAAAUUACUUCCUCUUUCAGUUAUAAAUUGA
Molecule: messenger RNA, 895 nt
Organism: Paramecium tetraurelia
Lineage: Eukaryota; Ciliophora; Oligohymenophorea; Peniculida; Parameciidae
Exons: 7
Biological process (GO): iron import into the mitochondrion
Cellular component (GO): mitochondrial membrane
Molecular function (GO): ferrous iron transmembrane transporter activity
Source: RefSeq, a predicted model, not a curated record